Messenger RNA from Cetraspora pellucida, 308 nucleotides. The record is from the annotation of a GenBank genome assembly. NCBI's taxonomy places the organism in Eukaryota, Fungi, Glomeromycota, Glomeromycetes, Diversisporales, Gigasporaceae.
GCAGAAAAACUGAUCCUGUUAACAAAAUGGCACCUAAAUAUGAAAAUAGUAUAUAUAUUUUUAAUACGGAAACUUAUUCCUGGAUUACAUCAUUUGAUACAAUUGAUACAUCCAAUAAAACAGGUAGUAAUGGAGAGACAAAAUCAAUAGAUAGUAAAAAUAUUUCAACAAAUCAGAUAAUUUUAUUUGUUGUGACAGGCGUUAUUGGGAUAAUUUGUUUAUCCUUUAUUGUCUUGAUUUAUAAAAAGUAUCAAAACAAAAAUGUUAAAAGUAUUCCAACAGCUGGUAGUAAUAUAAAUGAUAUGUAA